AUUAACACAGUCCUUCUGGAAUGUUCCUCAAGCAUGUGACCUUGGGGGAACUUGCUUUUUUUUUCUCCCCGUAUCAGAAUAUGACGUAGCGUAUGUCGCACUUGGCUUCACUGUAACCACGGUGGGAGACGAGGAAAGAGCAAACGGUGUUUCUGGUGCUGUGCGUGGACCGCAGAGGUGGAGAAGACAAUGUCAGAUAAGACUCAGAUGCCGAGUAGGGAGCGCGCCCUCGCGGGACGGGAGGAGAAAAUGUCCGUCGCAGACAAGCAUGCAGUCAACGGCAAUACCACCGUGCAGCCUUUUCCAGAAGGCACGGAGAUCAUCAUGUUCGGAAUGGGCUGUUUCUGGGGAGCUGAGAAACUUUUUUGGAAGCUUCCUGGGGUCUUCUCCACGCAGGUGGGCUUCGCCGGUGGCUUUACCCCCAAUCCCACCUAUCACGAGGUAUGCUCAGGGCUGACUGGACACACCGAGGUCGUGAGGGUGGUCUUCUAUACCAAAGACACAAGCCUGGAGGAGCUGCUUAAACACUUUUGGGAGAACCACGAUCCGACACAAGGUAUGAAGCAGCAUGCCGACAUCGGGACUCAGUACCGUUCUGUCAUUUAUGCAAGCAGUGCGGAUCAACUGGAGCCGGCAUUGAAGAGCAAAUUGGCCUACCAGAAGGAGCUUGAGGCAAAGGGUCUCGGCACCAUCACCACCGAAAUUCUGGAGGGGCAACAGUUCUUCUACGCCGAGGACUACCACCAGCAGUACCUGAAGAAGGUACCCAAUGGUUACUGCGGCCUUAAAGGCACUGGAAUCUCCUGUCCCUUUGGAGCCGGAAAAGAUGAUUAGUGGCGAUUGCUUCAUGGCUGAUACUUUCACCACUUUGUAUCAAUGAUUAAAGUAUAGCAUAGAAACAGGGACGAAUAAUGAUGAGUAAACGGGAGGUUUUGUAAUUAUAGAUCUGCUUGGAAUUAAUUGCCACUGAUCUUUUAGAGUUUAGUUUCAAUGCAGAAUUUCUGCAGCUUUCUCACCAAAUCGCCUUCUUUAUUCAAGCAAAAUAAAAUCAGGACUAAGUGCUAAAUCAAAUUCCAGUCAAGUUUAAAUCAUGUAGAGUACAGGUAUCAAACUCAAGGCCCGCGGGCCAGGUCUGGCCCUCCACUUCAUCUUAUAUGGCCCACAAAAGCCUGGAAAUAAUUUGUCAAUAAAAUACCUUAUAUUUUCUUUCUUUACUUUCUUAUUUUCUUACUAAAGGUAUUAGUAGAGAUGUCCUUAUCGGCCGAUAAAUGCUUUAAAAGGUAAUAUCGGAAAUUAUCGGUAUCGUUUUUUUAAAUUAUCGGUAUCGUUUUUUUGUUUGUUUUAUUAAAUCAACAUAAAAAACACAAGAUACACUUACAAUUAGUACACCAACCCAAAAAACCUCCCUCCCCCAUUUACACUCAUUCACACAAAAGGGUUGUUUCUUUCUGUUAUUAAUAUUCUGGUUCCUACAUUAUAUAUCAAUAUAUAUUAAUACAGUCUGCAAGGGAUACAGUCCGUAAGCACACAUGAUUGUGCGUGCUGCUGGUCCACUAACAGUACUAACCUUUAACAGUUAAUUUUACUCAUUUUCAUUAUGCUAGGUUCACACCAACGGCGC
Molecule: messenger RNA, 1621 nt
Organism: Entelurus aequoreus (snake pipefish)
Lineage: Eukaryota; Metazoa; Chordata; Actinopteri; Syngnathiformes; Syngnathidae
Gene: msrab
Product: methionine sulfoxide reductase Ab
Exons: 7
Coding region: 190-834 (214 amino acids)
Biological process (GO): cellular response to oxidative stress
Cellular component (GO): cytoplasm
Molecular function (GO): peptide-methionine (S)-S-oxide reductase activity
Source: RefSeq, a predicted model, not a curated record